Molecule: messenger RNA, 3356 nt
Organism: Actinia tenebrosa (Australian red waratah sea anemone)
Lineage: Eukaryota; Metazoa; Cnidaria; Anthozoa; Actiniaria; Actiniidae
Product: adenine DNA glycosylase-like
Biological process (GO): mismatch repair; base-excision repair
Cellular component (GO): nucleus
Molecular function (GO): 4 iron, 4 sulfur cluster binding; purine-specific mismatch base pair DNA N-glycosylase activity; 8-oxo-7,8-dihydroguanine DNA N-glycosylase activity
Source: RefSeq, a predicted model, not a curated record
AAUAUUGUUAACCAUUGACAAUUAUACGAAAUCAGAUUGCUGUUAUUAUAUUAUUAUUUUUUAAAUUCUAUCUGGAAAUUAGAAUUUUGUCUUGACCCUCACCCCCUGAGGUUAUGAUUUGUCAAAGCGAAAUUAGCGGGAUUUUUCAUUGCAUAACGAGAAAGUGAGCACGCUUCAAGUUGUAUAUUUUACAAAGAUGCCAAAAAGGAACAACAAGAGAAAAGCUUCAGAUUCAAAGUUGCAAUCAACUGAAAAACAAAAUCAUUCUCAUGAUUUUUUAGCUGAAGAAGAGUCGUCUAUUCGAGCGAAUCUUCUUUCUUGGUACGAUCAAAACAAACGCGAUCUACCAUGGCGGCGUUACGCCAGCGAAGAAGACCCCAACAAGAGAGGCUAUGCUGUCUGGGUAUCAGAAGUAAUGCUGCAACAGACUCAGGUAGCUACUGUGAUAGAUUAUUACAACCGAUGGAUGGAAAAGUGGCCAACUUUGAAAGAUCUUGCCGCAGCAACGUUGGAAGAAGUGAACGAGUGCUGGUCAGGUCUUGGGUACUAUUCGAGAGGACGUCGUUUGCAUGAGGGAUGCAAGAAGAUUUUAGAAGAAUUGGAUGGCAACAUGCCAACAUCUGCUUCAAAGUUACAAAAGGAGCUUCCAGGUGUGGGACGCUAUACUGCAGGGGCUAUUGCAUCAAUUGCAUUUAAGGAGAAGACAGGAGUGGUAGAUGGAAAUGUAAUAAGAGUGUUCUCCCGAUUGCGAGCCAUUGGUGCAGACACAACCACAAAUGUUGUAAUUGAUAAGUUCUGGCAACUAGCAAAUUCCCUCGUUGAUGGCGAAAGACCCGGUGAUUUAAACCAGGCUUUAAUGGAGUUUGGAGCAACUGUGUGUACCCCAAAAUCACCCAGCUGUAGUAACUGUACCCUCAAUGAAUACUGCAGGGCUUAUAAACAAGUUGAAGAAUACAACAAGAAAUCAACUGAGCUCUUGAAUGCCAAGCUGAACAAUAACAAACUCUCCAAGACAUUUGAAAUAUUGGAUAUUGAGAACUGUGAGCUGUGUCUGUCAUCAGAAGUACCUUGGGAUCCAGCUUUAGGUGUUUUUAACUACCCAAUGAAACCAAAGAAGAAGGAAACAAAGGAAGAAAAGUUUGCCACAUUCAUAGUGCAGAGAAACAACCCUGAUGAUGAACAACAAUUUUUGAUUGUCCAGAGACCAAAGACUGGAUUACUAGCAGGGAUGUGGGAAUUUCCGAACAUAGAACUGACUUUAGAAGCAAAAUCUAAUACAGUCACCAAUGACUUCUUGUCAGAAAAAAUUGGUCUUUCAAAGUUGGAUAACAGAAAGGAAAUAGGUGAAGUGAAUCACAAGUUUUCACAUCGCUAUCACACAUACAUUGUAGAGAGUUAUGUGUGUGAAGACACUGAGAAUGAUUUGGUAGAAAGUACUAAACUAAAUGGACAAGCAUCUAGAUGGGUGACAAAGGAUGAGUUUGAAGAAGCAGCUAUGCCAACGGCAAUGAGAAAGAUUUUGAAGUUAUAUGAAGACAGUUUGAAGACUAUCAGUCAGGCUGCUAAAAAGAGAAAGUUGGGUAAUGCAUCAUCUCAAGUGAAAAAUCAAAGAACCAUGGAUUCAUUUUUCAAACCAAAGAAUUAAAAAGAAACUCAAGUUUAUACAGUAAAACUAAGAGAAGCCAUUCACGUCAGAAUAGAAACACAUUUUUUGAAUCAGGAAGGGGGUAGAAUCAACAUACCUUAUGUCUGGAACUAUUUACUGCAUUCAAAUGCGUCAAGGUUUAUGAAAGCUCAUGUAAUGUGACUUGCAAUCAUUGUGAUCAAGAUUCUAGUUGAGUCAAAAGCUCAAUGACCUGCUUUAAAAUCUAUUCUACUUUUUCUUAAAAGUUCAUCAUUGUUUCUUUAAUAUUUUAUACCAGUACAAAUGAAUUUACUUAUUUGUACUAAUUAAAUUGUAAACUGUUUUAAUUUUAGGCUUACAGAUGAUUAGAUACAUCUAAUAGGCCCAUUGCUGAAUUCAAACUAUAUGCAAUAAGGAAUCAUAUGGAUACAGAAAUCAUCCACUUUUACAUAUUAUAGUACACUUGGCAAUUCCCUGCUAGCAGAGUCUCUCCUCUUUCUCUCCCUUCUUUUAGGCAGGGAGGAGGGAGACUGCCAAAUGUAGAGUGGUUCCUUCGAUAUACUGCGGACAAACAAAUCCAGUCUCACAACCGUUUUUUAACCGGGUACAUGUAGUGCACAUGAGCAAUUAAUGUAACACACCGUGGCGCCAAACGUUGUCUGACAAGAGUGUUGUCAAAACCAUGACAGCAUUGCUAACAGUUAUGCCACGCAGGACCUCAUACAAUUCAUAAUUAAUAAGUACUCGUAAUGUUUUGAAAGUUCUUAAAUUGCACUCUUUUACAAAUACCAAAGGUAUUUUAAAUGCUGACAAGAGUUGUCAAUAUUUGGACCCACCUAAUGUGCUUCAUCUCUCCCGAUGGAUCUAUUCCUGUGAUUCAUCAACAUAUAUAAACCAUAUGGAUUAUAUGACUAACUUAAUCAGACCUAAUCAGGAAUGCAGGCCCAAGGACCAAGGCUGAAAAUUUUUAGCACAAUCCCUGCAAAAUACUGUCAGCUACGUACUGAGGAUCAUAGACAAAAAAUAUGAGUAUUGCAUAAUGUAAUGUCUUUAUUCCAAGUAAAUUACAAAGUAGUUAUUCAAAUUACUUCUAAAAAAUCUGCAUUGUCAUUGUUACAUCUACGACAUAAAUCCAAAAACACAUGCAGUACAGAAACUAUAAAGAUAGUUAAGGUAUACAAUUAAUUCAAGAAUUUCAUACUUUUUUCUCAAUACUGCAAAUGGAUUAUAUUAAGGGCCCUUUCAAACAUUCCCAACAAUUGCUGGUAUCAAUGUUGGAACUGUUCAUCAGGGCCUUUAGUCACUAACACUUUUUUAAAGUGGCACUUGGAUGAAAAUGGCCCAAUUUUUCAAAGUCCAAACAAUUGAAGUAUUUGUGGAUAAUUUGACUCAAUUAUGAUCAUGUAAACCAGAUUAGUGAAAAUUUUUCCCUGGCCACUCACAGUUGAGAAACUUUGGGUUAAAAGUGGAAAGAACAAUAGGGUUAAAUGACGUCAUUUACUCACAAUUUAUAUGCUAAAUAAAAUUGAUAAUUUUUAUCUGAGACAUUUUACUGUGAAGAAAAUAUGUUGCUUGGCUACGAUUGGGGCCAUGUAGAUACGUUUAAUUAAGUUUAAAGUCAUUUCCAAUUUUUAUCCAUUUUCAUCCAAGUGCUCCUUUAAGAAACCCAGCAUUAAUAAGCCUUUUCAUAGUUUAAGAAUCAAUUCCACUGCGCAUGCAAUUUUAUCCCGAA